Molecule: messenger RNA, 5916 nt
Organism: Mya arenaria
Lineage: Eukaryota; Metazoa; Mollusca; Bivalvia; Myida; Myidae
Exons: 7
Coding region: 219-3311 (1030 amino acids)
Source: RefSeq, a predicted model, not a curated record
UGUCACGUUAAGUCAGAUGUCAGAUGAGUGUUUUUUUCAUGAAAAUGCAUACUUUACAACCAAAUACACAGCUCAUUUAGAUCAUUUAUGUUAACAAAUUAUGAAAUAUUUGAUAACAUUGGUCGGAAGAAAAAUAUUUGUUAAUACAGUGAUGUAACCAUGACUUGAGAGGAAUGUCUAUUAUUUUUACAUUGGUUUGACACAGACGAUCAACAGAGAUGUUCCUUAUGAUACCAAGACAGUGCUUCAAGUUUCCACAUUACUAUGUCUGUGGUAGACACUUGUGGGGACAUGCGUGGAUUGCUACCAUGUACACCACUACAGAGAGGCUUGCAAAAAAAGGCAAUAGAAGGGACAUGGAAUGGUAUGGGGAUAUCUUAAAUGCCUUUUAUAAAAUGAAAGAUGAAUUGUUAAGCUCUGCUAGAGGAGAGAAAAAUGUCACUAGGAAUGUCUCAAUUGAACCAGAAAUAGUAACAGCAGUACAGAGGGCCUUGGAAAUUCCAUUGAUGACUGAUGAACUUUUGAGAAGUUUGUUGGACAAAACUUCAACAAUACACCAGUUAGAAAGCAUGAUUCAGCUGUGGACAAAGGCAGGGAAAGUGUCAGUCUCAAAUGCUGCAUUUUCCUUUGUAAAGUUGGUGGGCUUGCAUAUGGAUGAUCUUACAGCUGAAUACCCAGAAUUCAUGUAUAUGCAAGAAAGUGAUAAAAAGGAUCUCCACAAGUCUAAACUUUCAAAACUUGUAUGGAAAAGUAUAGGAUUUGAUAAGGUGUGUGAUUCAUUUCUGAACAAUAUUGAAGAGUCAGUUGAUUCAUUGAACAGAAGUGACACAGUGCAACUGCUGAGGGCUAUGAUUUUGCUUGAAAAUUCUAAACUCAAUGUGAAUAUGCUUAUUAAGAAACUGAUGGUGAAAGUAAUAGAUGCUGGUGUGCAGGUAGAUCCUGGUUUAGAUGGUUAUGCCCCAUCUGAUAUUGAGUGUUUAACAGAAAUAGCGAUAUUGCAAAACUCAAACCUUUUAUGGGACAAUCACGUUACAUCUAUCAUUGAAGAAUUCCUCAUGUCAGCUUCCAGUAAAGACUCACGUUUGUUACAAACAGGUUUGGUUUGCGCUUUGAAGCUAUGUUUGAAUUACGAUAAAAUGAGUGAAAACAAAUGGAAGCUUUUGAAAACUGUAGAGUCUGUUAAUGCGACACUUAAGUUAGAGAGUCCAUCAUGUGCAUUACAAUGUCUGGAUUUGGUAAAAAAUCUACAGAAAGUGCAGGAAUAUAGAACUAUCUUGUCGCCGAUACUUCCAAGUCUUCUGCAGAACAUCAUGAGGGUUUUGAGUGAACGAUCUAGUGAAUUAUUGCCACUGGAUUUCACGCUGAUAUUGACAAACCUGGAUUGCUUUGACAAAGAACUAAAAAGGGCGUUUCAGGACAGAGCACAGGAACUGGUAAACAAUCCCACUUACAGUAUGAAAACACUUGUGGGGUGUCUGGCAAUGGCAAAGGUAGAAGAUUUACCAAGUGAUCGUAUACUGUCUUUGAAACGUGGAUUGAGUCAGUGUAGUAAUACUUCUGUACUUAAUUUACUUGCCUAUUUAAGCAAUGAGGCAAAAAAGGCACUUUUCUCUGGGAAAGAAUUUGAGAAAGUUUUAGAUGCAAUGAUCCUAGACUCCAGACCAGCUAUAAGGGAUUAUGAUAGCAUGGUGGGGCUAUGCGCUCUUCUAAUUGAAAUGCAUUUGACAGGAUCUGAUUUUCCUAUUGAGAAGUUGAACAAAUUGAAGACACAGGUUUCUUUGUCUUCCAUGGAUGCAAGGCAGAGUGGCUUAAUGGAACUAGUAAUCUUUUCACUCGGUAAAAGUUCCUCUGUUAACUGUGAUAACUUAUUCAAAGGCACAACUUUGAGAGAUUUGUAUAAUAUGAACAAACUGCACUUUCUGACUAAAUUCUAUGUGCUGUGCGGUAAUGCUAUGAAUAAAGAGAACACCACAGUUCCAUUGAAAUCGUUUCUUAAAACUUUACUGCAAGAUGACAAUGCAGAAACUAACAUUUCAUCAGAUGAAAUCAGUUUAAACCAUCUAUUUGAAGUUUUAAGCUGUGAAGGUGAUAUAUUAGUACUUUUACAUGUGCUAAAUAGGUUAGGUGUUUACAAAUACUCGCCUGAGUUAGAAAACAGCGAUUUGGAUCCUGAAACAGAAACAGACAAUUCUGAAAUUAGGGGUGGAAUACCUGUCAAAAUGCAAAAAGAUCAAAACAAUUUAACGACUGCUGUGAUCUCGUUCAUGCAGAAAACAAUCGGCAAAAACCCUCAGACUGUGACACCAUUUCAGAUGUUAGUAUGGGCUGUCCUUACUGCAGACUUGACCCACCAUCCUGCUGUUGACACGCGUGGUAUUGUUGCAAUCAUUGCUCAGUAUGUUGAGCUUAAGUUUAAUGAUGAACAAGAUCUACUUGGAAAGGAUACAAGCACUGAAGAGUUGGUCAAUCUCCUUCAUCUGGUGAACUACUGCACUUAUCUAGGGGGAAACAUGAAGGGGGUGAUGAAGAAGAUCUUCACAGAAGAGUUCCUCUCCGGUUUACUUCAAAAGGAAUCAUCUUCAGAACAAGUGAUGCGAGAGUCAGUGAUGGAAGUCUUGUAUCACCUUAACCAGGAUGCGUGUCUUCUUUACCCUGACAUUGACAUUCCCUGGUUCCAAGCAGCCAGCAGGAUGCGAGCCUCUCACCAGAAACAUUUGGAGCUAUAUAGAAACGGUACUCCUUCCAUAUACACAGAGAUGGAUGCUGGAUGUGACAAUGUCCCAGACCCUGUGAGCUUGCCGUAUGGUGUUACCCCUUGGAUGAUUUUGAUGCUGGACAGAAAUGGUAUGCCUGUAGCCUUUGACACAAGUGACCUUGACAUGGCAGAGGACUUGGGGUUGAAAAGAGUGGCUGUGCAGUUUUGUCCAGAGAAAGGAAUACAUCGUUUCCAAGGGAACCAAUUCUUUGACCCCCCUCCCCAGGAUGUAUACCUGGAAAAACUUGGAUUUACAGUCGCCAAGGUGUUUGCCAGUAGCUGGGGUUCUAUAUCAUCUUCAUCACUGUUUUCUCCACUUGAUGAUAGAAGCAAGAAAGAUUUAUGCAGUAUACUUAAUGAUGCUGAAAAAAACCCCCAGACACUUAAGGGCUGUUCUAAGCCAGUUGAUGUGCAGAAAUCUACAGCAGGUGGAGACAUCUCCGGUAAAGAAGGUCAAAGAGAAGGAAACUUUUCAAAGGUGACACAGACUGGUCAAAGUGAAGUAAAUUAUAGGAAUAUUGGGAAAAUGUGGCGCAAGGUGCUAAGCAAACUGUGAUAUAUUUACCUCAAGCAUUGCUUUAUGUUUGUUUUGGUUUUUAAUGUAAAACAGAGUUCGUCUGUUUUGCUAAUUAUGUGUAUUGAAAGAAUGAAUUUCCAAAUUUGUGCAUUAAAAGAAUGAAGAUAUAAAUUAGUUAUGUUUCAGAUAAGAUUGACUAAAAGGGCAUACCUUGUACACUUUUUGCAUUUUGUUCAAGAAAUUUGUAUAAAAUCUGCAGCUUUUUCUUUACUAAAGCUGCGUUUUUUAGAUGCGCUUUUUUCUCAAUUUAAAAAAUAAAAUUGAAAAAGAAUUUGCCUCUUACAAGAGCCUAUACUAUUUAACUAAUAAAUAGGACUUGAUAGUCAUAUCAUACUGUCUUAAACAUACAAUACUUUUGUUAAUUGUGUUCAAUAGAUAAAAUAAAACACAACCUUGUGUUGCAUGUAAUCUCAUUUAUACUGUUGUUUAUAUUAUUGUGUUGACAGGCCAAACUUGAUGCCCAAAAUAGCAUAAUUAUACAAUAUUUUGAUGUUUCCGCUUGGAAUUAUUUCUUAUGUAAAAAUACGCUUUAAAAUAUAAGGCUGAAGCUGUCUAGUGUCGAAUGCUGAUGUGCCUGUGUUGUUGUGUCUACUUCUAUAAGUUGAAGGAGCCUAAAAUGGUCAUUGACUGGGAGAUUAAAGAGCAUGUAAGACCAGUUGAUCAAUCUUAAUACCGGUUUAUAUCAAAUAACUACCGAAUAAAACAUUUGUGUUUUACAUAAUUAUACUACUUAUAAUCGUAUACUUUAAGGUGAUAUAUAAAUAAAUAUGGUGUAAAAAUUAACAUUUUUAACAAAAAUAAUUAUUUGAUGGCUUUUUUUCCAAACAUUUUAUGAUAUCCAAGAGUUGCCUCCCUUUGUAUUUUCUGCCUGGAUUUGUAUCGGGAUUGUUGCCCUUGCGUCUAUACUGCGGUUUUUAUAUAUGUCCAUUAAAUAUGAGUAAUUGAAUAGUGACUAAACUUGUUACAUGACACAAACAAUUAUUAAACCGGUUAUGUUUUUUAUUAUUUUAGUUUAUCAAUCAUGUCAUUAUGUCAAGAUUCAAAUCCACGAUCUAUUGCUCCAACUGUUAAAUAAUAUAACAUUUUGCUCCUGCAAAAUAUAUUAGACUAUAUAAAAUAAAUCACACGCGCCCUACACGCACGCUCGGCACAUGAAUGAAUUUCCAAAUUUGUGCAUUAAAAGAAUGAAGAUAUAAAUUAGUUAUGUUUCAGAUAAGAUUGACUAAAAGGGCAUAACUUGUACACUUUUUGCAUUUUGUUCAAGAAAUUUGUAUAAAAUCUGCAGCUUUUUCUUUACUAAAGCUGCGUUUUUUAGAUGCGCUUUUUUCUCAAUUUAAAAAAUAAAAUUGACAAAGAAUUUGCCUCUUACAAGAGCCUAUACUAUUUAACUAAUAAAUAGGACUUGAUAGUCAUAUCAUACUGUCUUAAACAUACAAUACUUUUGUUAAUUGUGUUCAAUAGAUAAAAUAAAACACAACCUUGUGUUGCAUGUAAUCUCAUUUAUACUGUUGUUUAUAUUAUUGUGUUGACAGGCCAAACUUGAUGCCCAAAAUAGCAUAAUUAUACAAUAUUUUGAUGUUUCCGCUUGGAAUUAUUUCUUAUGUAAAAAUACGCUUUAAAAUAUAAGGCUGAAGCUGUCUAGUGUCGAAUGCUGAUGUGCCUGUGUUGUUGUGUCUACUUCUAUAAGUUGAAGGAGCCUAAAAUGGUCAUUGACUGGGAGAUUAAAGAGCAUGUAAGACCAGUUGAUCAAUCUUAAUACCGGUUUAUAUCAAAUAACUACCGAAUAAAACAUUUGUGUUUUACAUAAUUAUACUACUUAUAAUCGUAUACUUUAAGGUGAUAUAUAAAUAAAUAUGGUGUAAAAAUUAACAUUUUUAACAAAAAUAAUUAUUUGAUGGCUUUUUUUCCAAACAUUUUAUGAUAUCCAAGAGUUGCCUCCCUUUGUAUUUUCUGCCUGGAUUUGUAUCGGGAUUGUUGCCCUUGCGUCUAUACUGCGGUUUUUAUAUGUGUCCAUUAAAUAUGAGUAAUUGAAUAGUGACUAAACUUGUUACAUGACACAAACAAUUAUUAAACCGGUUAUGUUUUUUAUUAUUUUAGUUUAUCAAUCAUGUCAUUAUGUCAAGAUUCAAAUCCACGAUCUAUUGCUCCAACUGUUAAAUAAUAUAACAUUUUGCUCCUGCAAAAUAUAUUAGACUAUAUAAAAUAAAUCACACGCGCCCUACACGCACGCUCGGCACAUGAAUGAAUUUCCAAAUUUGUGCAUUAAAAGAAUGAAGAUAUAAAUUAGUUAUGUUUCAGAUAAGAUUGACUAAAAGGGCAUAACUUGUACACUUUUGCAUUUUGUUCAAGAAAUUUGUAUAAAAUCUGCAGCUUUUUCUUUACUAAAGCUGCGUUUUUUAGAUGCGCUUUUUUCUCAAUUUAAAAAAUAAAAUUGACAAAGAAUUUGCCUCUUACAAGAGCCUAUACUAUUUAACUAAUAAAUAGGACUUGAUAGUCAUAUCAUACUGUCUUAAACAUACAAUACUUUUGUUAAUUGUGUUCAAUAGAUAAAAUAAAACACAACCUUGUGUUGCAUGUAAUCUCA